Molecule: messenger RNA, 4894 nt
Organism: Hippocampus zosterae (dwarf seahorse)
Lineage: Eukaryota; Metazoa; Chordata; Actinopteri; Syngnathiformes; Syngnathidae
Gene: lsamp
Product: limbic system associated membrane protein
Exons: 10
Coding region: 155-1243 (362 amino acids)
Cellular component (GO): neuron projection
Source: RefSeq, a predicted model, not a curated record
AUCAGAGGAGGAAGUGACAGACUCGGUGGCUUUUCGUCUCUGCAGCUCUCAGCCUCGAUAGCAGCGCUUUUUUCUCCCCCUGUGCUGGAAAUUACCCUUUGAAGACGCAUCUUCGGGCUGUGCGCGGAGCUUUCAGACCGGACCAGUUUACAACAUGGCUAACUUGUGGAUACACACCGUAUGGAUUUCCGCGCUCGGUUUCCUCUUUGGAUUUCAAGGUGGUAGUGGCCAAGUUCGUUUGGCCAGCUCUCAGGAGAGACUUCAGGACGUGGGCUGGUCCCUGCAUGGCAUGCCAGCGUACCAAGGAUUCCCCGUCCGGAGUGUGGAUAUGCAACGGGCCACCGACAACAUCACGGUUCGCCAGGGUGACACAGCCAUUAUCAGGUGUUAUGUUGAUGACAAAGCCUCCAAGGUGGCCUGGCUCAAUCGAUCAAACAUUAUCUUUGCCGGUGAAGACAAGUGGUCUCUGGACCCCAGAGUCGAUCUGGUCACCAAAGGACAACUUGAGUACAGCCUACGCAUACAGAAGGUGGAUGUUUAUGAUGAAGGGUCCUACACUUGCUCCAUACAGACAAAGCAGCAGCCUAAGCCCUCAUUGGUCUACCUCAUUGUACAAGUUCCAGCCAACAUCUACAAGAUGUCAGACGAUAUGACGGUGAAUGAGGGCAGCAAUGUGACACUCAGCUGCCUGGCUACUGGCAGACCAGACCCGCUAAUUACCUGGCGGCUGCUCAACCCCUCAGCCGAGCCACUGGAUGGAGAAGAAUACCUGGACAUCAUCGGCAUCACGCGAACCCAAGCAGGUCGCUACGAAUGCAAGGCCAGCAAUGACGUUGCCACACCUGAUGUCAAAUACGUCAAUGUAAUUGUGAACUACCCUCCAACAAUAAAGAAAACCCAGAGCGCCGAGGCCCAGCUUGACCGCAUGGGGACGCUGGGAUGUGAAGCCACCGCCGUGCCCACGCCCGAAUUUGAAUGGUACAGGGAUGAGAAAAGGCUGUCCAAUGCCCAGGGGCUCAAUAUCCAAGUCUUUGGCACUUACACUAUUCUUACAAUUUCAAGUGUCACUGAAGAGGAUUAUGGGAAAUAUACCUGUGUGGCCUCAAACCGACUAGGUGUCCAAAAUUCCAGUGUCUUUCUCUACAGACCUGGAACAGGCCGAGACAUCAACGGCUCAGCUUGCGUAUCUCAAUCACCGUGGCUCCUUCUGGCCUCCAUCGCCUGCCUUCUCUUACAGUGCUAAUACCUCUCCUCUCUCCCUCUUCUUCCCAGUUGGCCUUUGACCUUCCCGUUCACUUUCUCUCCCAACUCGCCGACAUCCUUAUUGCUACACCGACGUUACUGCCCUCAGGCAGUUCGCAUCCUUACGAACAUCUUAGGUGCUGUCUAGCACCGCUUGCAAAUUUUGUGUCUAGCGUCCGGUUAUGAAUAUGUCACCAGUGACGCGAGGGGGGGGGGAUUAAAAAUAAUGUUAUGAAGGACAGAAAAAGCAAACAGUGCUCCUUUAACAAAUUGUGUUGCUCUUUUUAAUACGUACGCACUUCUUUGUUUCAGCUUUCUGUGGCUGGUUUUGAAUUGUGUCUUCUUGUGUCUUGAUGGAAUUGAACGCACAGAUAUUCCACUUAGGAGGAUGCCAACACUCGCUUGUCUCUCGAUGAACUGAAGAGUCCUCGGAUUUCACCGAGUCCGUGGCCACUGCGCAAAUGAGUUGGGAUAAUCUGCCAAAUUUGACAUGAAGUGAUAUUAAGAGAUAGUUUCACGAUGCAGCGUUCGUAUUGUCAAAUGGAGAUUGAGUCUAAACUGAUCUGGUGAUGAAUACCAACAUCCAUAUUUUGUGACUUUGCGACCUUUUUUCCAGCUCCCUGUUUUCUUGCAAACAUCCGAAACAAUCUCUUCUCAUGAGAAUCGAGUGGGGUGUCAGAUAAAAUGCCAAGCAGUUGAAUAUUUCCCUAUAACAGAAAUGUCAUCUGCCGCUUCCAAGACAUUUUAAGUUGGAAGAAGUUCAAGGGCGGGUACAGUAUACAUUUGUUUUAGUACCUGAAAAGGUAAACAUUUUAAAAAGUGUCCAGGUUUUUGAACUUUUUUUUUUUGUUUUAUUAUCACAUGUAAUCGCAAAAUAACUAAAUAAAGGAAGGCGUGCAUUUGCGUUUGUGUAAGUAUUUUAAAACCAAAAUAAAAAUGGUGCUGAUCAAUAACAUGAGUUGAGUGGGGGGCACAUGACUUUCAUCAAACUUGAAAGGCACAAUAUAUGACGAUGAAGGGCGCCAGGAAGACAGGCGGUGAGUAGAAUGUCACUUUGCAAAAUGACAGCAAGAACGACUGCAAGACAUGGAAAGCGUGUCGUUUUCAACAGUUUCUGCAGCAAUACAAUUUUGUCACCUGUACGUGAAAUCGAAACUUUCCAGCUUCCUCACCCUCUAAAUGUACACACGGUAUGCAAAUCUGUAAAGUCCAUCUUCAACACACUCCCCCUGCUCAUAUAGCAGAUGUUGCAUUUCAAAACUGUGAGUUUCCUGAUGUCGUGACAACAAAUGUGAGACUGGAGAAUAAACCGUGAAUGCUUUUUGUUAUUUUUUUUUAAUCCAAACCCAACUAGACCAAAUCCUUAAAGAUUCUCAUGAGAAAAGGUUGAAAGAAACUCUCACUUAAUGUAUAGUUCAUAUUCACAUUUGGUAUUCUUCUGUGAUGAAGCGACUCGCGUGCGUUGUCUUGUCUGACGAGCAUCCAACCUGGCCCUUGGCCAUUGGCCUUCACUUCCAGGCAGCUUGAACACGCACAUUUAGCUCAUGACUUUUCUCCGAUAAUGUUACAGAUCAAAAUGUAGGACCCGAUGAAUGACUUUCUCAUGAUGUUUUUCUUUUUCUUCUUCUUCUUUUCAAGAAGUCUGUGAAAUUCCUCUGAAAAUUAAUUGUGAUACUGAAAUGUUUUUCUGUACUGCCACAUGAUGUGAACUCCCAUACUGGUCAACAUUUAUGUGAUUUAUGGGAUUGAUGUGUCCCCCUAACCUACUUUUGAAACUGACUUCAAUUGGUUUGAGGUCUUUCAUUUUUAUUCAGGCAUAUUUUCAAAAGCUAUUUACUGAUUUUAAAAAAUGUCUACCUUUUUAUUUCUUGCCAAAUCAGGUUUUUGAGGGAUUUUCAUUUGUUUAUUCAGUUUGCUUGAUAAAAGCUUCGCUCGAUACAGAUGUUGCCGUGUAUGGAAUGAGCCUGUUGCUAAAGCUAACCCUUAUUUAAAAAUAUGAAUAAACAUAGAACAUAUUAUAUUAUUGUUACUCUAGUCGUAUUUUAUUAUGAUGAAAACAUGAUCUGCUAUGGACAAAACAAGGGCAAAUUUGAAAUUUUGCGCCCAAAAAAAAAGUUUACUUUUAUCUCUGGUUUAAAAAAAUGUGUUGACCUGUGUUUUCUGCCCUUGAUAUGUAACUUCUUCAACUGGAUGAAUCAUUUCGUUCAAGCAAAUAACGAAAGGCUUGAAGUUUGUUUUUGUCUGUUUGUAGGAUUUCUUUUCCUGCCAAAAAAAAACGAGAAAAAAAAACCAAUACCGGUACAUGUGAAGUGGAAUGUCAAUUCACGCUUGUCAGAAUUCAAAGUGAGAGCAGCAAAACAGAAUGUUUCUUCACAUCAUACGAUUCCAUCAUCACCCCCCCCCCCCCCCCCAUUUUAAAAUGUUUUCGACACGUCUGCGUUUACACGUCAAGCAGCAGUCAUGCUUGCUGUUGUGUUUCUUGAUUUCACCUCAAUCUUGUGUUCGUCUCAAGUCACUUGCAUGCUGUUUGGUCACAUUUCCGCUGUUGUGACAACUCAAAGUACUGUAAAGAAUUUGUUUAUUUACGCUGACUUGAUAGUGGAGUGUGUAACGCUGUCGCUUCGGUUUUGAUUUCAAGCUAUUUGGAGCCUGUUCUGUACAAAAACAUUGAAAUUCGAACGUGUAAAUAUCAACAAAGCACCUUUGCAAGAGAGAGCUUUUGGUUUUUUUAUAUGUCUUCAUCAUCUCAUGCGUUUUUGUUUUUGACUAAGCAAAAAAAAAAAAAGUAACUGGAAUUCUAAUGUUAGUCAAGUGUGACGUUUCACUUUCCAAAAAUACGCUUCAUUCAUAAUGCAACAGUCGUGUCCUCGUGUCCAUCUUGCUCACUUCGCUGCCUCACUUGGACUGAGGAAAGCUGACUUUUGUCAGGCAAGGAGGAAAAGAGACAUAGCCAAACAAUCGACCAUGCAGUAAGAGACCACAUAGACAACCAAAGAAAACGUCAAAUUUCCCAUUUGCAGUUUUUGCAUGGAACAAAAUCAGAAACGAAGCAUGCUAGCCUAUUACCAAGCUGAAUAGACCAACCAAAACAUAACGACAACUCGCACGGUCCAAUUCCAGAAUAUAGCACAAAUUGUGGAUGCACAAAGAAAAUAACACUUCGUUUUUAUUGACACGGUCAGCGACGAAUAAUAUGGUUUCUCAUGGUCUUUUCGCUACAUGACAGGGACAAAUUCAUCAGAGACCCUUUCUAAUCCGUGUCGACCCAGCAUGACUUUAGCGAUUGAUAAUGCCGGGAACAGCAGAGAAGUGCACAUAAUCGUUUUGCGUGUAUGUGAGAAAGCAUUUGCAACUCGUUCUAAGAAAUUAGGAACUGCCUUUUUGAUAUUCACAAGUGACUUGUGAGGAAUUCAAUUCUGAUCUGACAAAUGCACAAAAGCAACAGAGAAAAAGUGUAAUGCCGCUCUAACCGUCAAUCAAAAUUAAGCGUUAGUCCUUUCGGUACAGGCUGAAUGUUUGAUGCGGUCCUUUUUGUGUUUCAGUAGGAGUGCUUAGUAAUGUUGAGGCUGGUAAAUCAAUUUCCAUGUGUGUGCAUAGUUCACAAAAGUGAUGUGCUUAUAGGUUGUAUGCUUUCAUUAUGCACUGAUGGUUA